This is a messenger RNA of Mesoplodon densirostris (Blainville's beaked whale), 4968 nucleotides long. It is a transcript of the gene SEMA4F, whose product is annotated as ssemaphorin 4F. The transcript is spliced from 14 exons. The coding region runs from base 788 to 3001 and encodes 737 amino acids. Gene Ontology annotation, molecular function: chemorepellent activity; semaphorin receptor binding. NCBI's taxonomy places the organism in Eukaryota, Metazoa, Chordata, Mammalia, Artiodactyla, Ziphiidae. Gene Ontology annotation, biological process: axon guidance; positive regulation of cell migration; negative chemotaxis. The record is from RefSeq and is a predicted model, not a curated record.
CCUUCGGUGCCCAGGAUCUCGCUUCCGAUCUCCGAUCAGAAUUUUGAAUGCUGAUAUGGGUUAAGAUUUGGCCCAAACAGAGCACAUGCUUAAAGAUGGAAGAAAGGAACCAUUUGUGAAAUACGUAGUAUGUGUCAGAUGCUUCCACAUAUGUUAUCUCAUUUAAUUCUCAACAACUCUGGAUGGUGGUGUUUACAGAUGAGGAAAGUGGUGCUCAGAGAGGGCAAGUAACUAACUCAAGAUCGUACGUCUGGUAAGUGGAGGAGCCACGUUUAAACCUGGGCUGGUCCAUUUCCAAAGCACGUACUCUUCUUGCUCCCUCAACUCUCUUACCUCUUCGGGUAGAAUUAGGGUGAGAUCAAGGGUGGUGGGAGAGAGAGGAGGUGAUCUCCGGAUGUGUCGGUGAGAAGAGUGAGACAUUUCCCUUCUAAGGAAAAAGGAGUUACUAUUAAGUAGUGAUUUAAAAAAGAAGGAAAUUUAGAGAGAAAAGUACUUGUACCUUUUACAGGUGUUUUCCAAUUAUGUAUCAUGUUGCUAUGAAUAGAAAUAACUAUUAAAUAGACUUAAUAUUUAUGCUAUUUUAAUGAAGUGUUCUAUUUUUAUAGAAAAAGCAUGCUUUAUUGUGUGCUAAAUACUCGGCCUUAUCAGUUAUCUUUCCCUGGGGAAGUUAAAUGGUUGGCCUGUCAAGGCUUUGUUUUUGCCCUUAAGGCUGCUAAAUAAAUGGUACUUGGAAGAAAACAAAAAUGGGCCCCUUUGGCUUUGCCCUUGUGGACCCAACCCUUAUGAAAUGAUGGCUGAUAUCACUUUUCACUUUCACCCUCUCUUCCUGCCAGAGGCUGACUCCUAUCUCACCCGGUUCGCCAUCCCUCAGACAUACAAUUACUCCGUUCUCCUUGUGGAUCCUGCUUCCCAUAUGCUUUAUGUCGGCGCCCGGGACACCAUCUUCGCUUUAUCCCUGCCCUUUUCAGGGGAGAGACCUCGCAGGAUUGACUGGAUGGUGCCAGAGGCCCACAGACAGAACUGUAGGAAGAAAGGCAAGAAGGAGGAAGAAUGUCACAAUUUUGUCCAGAUUCUCACCAUUGCCAAUGCCUCUCACCUCCUCAUUUGUGGCACCUUCGCUUUUGAUCCGAAGUGCGGGGUUAUUGAUGUGUCCAGUUUCCAGCAGGUUGAAAGACCUGAGAGUGGCCGGGGGAAAUGUCCUUUUGAGCCAGCUCAGCGGUCAGCAGCUGUAAUGGCUGGGGGCAUCCUCUACGUCGCCACUGUGAAAAACUACCUGGGGACGGAGCCGAUUAUCUCCCGGGCUGUGGGUCGUGCUGAGGACUGGAUUCGGACAGAGACUUUGCCAUCCUGGCUUAACGCCCCAGCCUUUGUUGCAGCAGUGGCCUUGAGCCCAGCCGAGUGGGGGGAUGAAGACGGAGACGAUGAAAUCUACUUCUUCUUCACGGAGAUUUCCGGAGCUUUUGAUUCAUACGAACACGUUAAGGUCCCGAGGGUGGCCCGUGUGUGUGCGGGGGACCUUGGGGGCCGGAAGACCCUCCAGCAGAGGUGGACGACCUUUCUGAAGGCCGACCUGCUGUGUCCAGGGCCUGAGCAUGGCCGGGCCUCCAGUGUCCUGCAGGACAUGGUCAUUCUUCGACCUGAGCAUGGAGCGGGGACGCCCAUCUUUUAUGGCGUCUUUUCCUCCCAGUGGGAAGGGGCUGCCAACUCUGCCGUCUGUUCCUUCCAACCACAAGACAUUCGGACGGUGCUGAACGGUCCCUUCAGAGAGCUUAAACACGACUGCAACAGGGGAUUGCCUGUUGUGGACAGUGAUGUACCCCAGCCCAGACCUGGAGAGUGCAUCACCAACAACAUGAAGCUCCAACAGUUUGGCUCGUCACUCUUCCUGCCUGACCGUGUGCUCACCUUCAUCCGGGACCACCCACUCAUGGACAGGCCAGUGUUUCCAGCUGAUGGCCAGCCCCUGCUGGUCACUACAGAUACAACCUACCUCAGAGUUGUGGCCCACAGGGUGCCCAGCCUCUCAGGGAAAGAAUAUGAUGUGCUCUAUCUGGGGACAGAGGAUGGACACCUCCACCGAGCAGUGCAAAUUGGAGCCCAGCUCAGUGUUCUUGAGGAUCUGGCCUUAUUCCCAGAGCCACAGCCAGUUGAGAAUAUGAAAUUGUUUCGAAGCUGGCUCCUGGUUGGCUCCCGUACUGAGGUCACACAAGUAAACACAACCAACUGUGGCCGUCUACAGAGCUGCUCAGAGUGCAUUCUGGCCCGAGACCCUGUCUGUGCCUGGAGCGUUCGGCUAGCUGCAUGUGUGGCCCACACUGGAGAGCAGGAAGGGCUGGUUCAAGACAUAGAGUCAGCGGAUGUCUCUUCUUUGUGUCCCAAAGAGCCUGGAGAACACCCAGUGGUGGUUGAAGUUCCUGUGGCUACAGCUGCACAUGUGGUCUUACCAUGUUCCCCGAGCUCAGCCUGGGCAUCCUGUGUGUGGCACCAGCCCAGCGGGGUAACUGCACUCACCCCCCGGCGGGAUGGGCUAGAAGUGCUGAUAUCCCCAGGGGCCAUGGGUGCUUAUGCCUGUGAAUGUCAGGAAGGUGGGGCAGCUCGUGUGGUAGCUGCUUACAGCUUGGUAUGGGGCAGCCAGCGGGGUGCUCCAAGCCGGGCUCACAUAGUGGGGGCUGGACUGGCAGGCUUCUUCCUGGGAGUUUUUGCAGCAUCCCUGACCCUCCUCCUGAUUGGGCGGCGUCAGCAGCGACAACGACAGAGGGAACUUCUGGCUAGAGACAAGGUGGGCUUGGACCUGGGGGUGCUACCAUCUGGGACCACAAGCUACAGCCAGGACCCUCCCUCUCCCUCUCCUGAAGAUGAGCGGCUGCCCCUGGCCCUGGCCAAGAGGGGCAGUGGCUUUGGUGGCUUCCCUCCACCCUUUCUGCUUGAUCCUUGCCCGAGCCCACCCCACAUUCGGUUAACUGGGGCUCCUCUAGCCACGUGUGAUGAAACAUCCAUCUAGGGCUGGGCAAACAACCACUAGUGCAUGAGUGACCACUGGAUGGAAUGACCAUUGGGACGCUGGGGGUCGAUGGUCAUGGAAGAUCGUCAUGGCCUCUGAGUUUUCUUUGGCUUUUGAAUGAUCACGUCGAAUUCCCUGUCUGCCUUUUCUGGGCCUGGAUGGGCUCAGGGCCAGGGCUUUGCCCGAUUCCCAUAAGAGAUCAGAAUUGCUCUUGCAGUGAAUCAGGGCUUUUCCUGCCCCUGCCCUCUCAACCCCUAUGACCCCUUCAGCCCACUGUCUUGGGCCCAUUCGUUUGGGGCUAGGCCCCAGGACAUCGCUGUGACUUUGCUUUCCGGUUGGGCCCUGGCCAGAAGGAGGAGCCGUGCAAGUGCUAGGGGGCUAAUGUGCACUGACUCCUUUUGCUGGUUCUCCCAGUUUAUCCGAUUCUCUGUGGAGAGUGCAUGAUUCCUAACCUGCAACAUGCAUCUCUGCCCUGAGAUCCACCCCAUCCCGGUUUUCCUUCUUCCAUGCAAGAGCAUGUGUACAUACACGGACGUUCAUAGGUGACCUGGACACAUGUGCAUGGAUGACUAGGCCGAUGCUCUGGUGUAUUCAUGGGAGGUUGAGAGGGUCAGGUUGGGAUGAGGGCAAUACCUACAGGACUUUAGACCCUGUAGCCAGUGAGGGAAUGGCUCUCCUUUCUAAAAGGAGAAAACCACUUCCCUGUCUCCAUCACCUCUCACAGCCCUUCUGUUGAGUAGAGAAAAACUCCCAAAGUGACCUUCUGGGUGGGAAAGGCAAUGGUACAUCUGACCCCAUCUUCCUCUUUGGUUUUGCCUCCUGGCCACCACCACUGCCAUGCACAGCUGCUCUUUCUCUGGCUAGAACCCUUUCCUUGGCUUCUAUUAAAACUUCACAACAUUCUAAAUAUCAGGGGAUGAAAAAAGUGGAACAAUCAUUGGAAAUACAAGCCGCACAAAGAUAGGUUUGUAUCAGUGACUUUAUGACUUUACUCAGGUUGAUACCCUUGCUCGAAAGCAGGAGUUCACCUGGGGUCCAUGGCCUCCCUGAAAUCACAUGCAAGAUGCUGUCUGUAUAUGUGUGUCUGUAUUUGUCUGGUGGUGGUGGGGCUUGGUUUGUGACUCUCAUUAGAUUUUCAAGCCUUAACAAAGUUAAAGGACCACUGCCCCAAGGUCACCACAUGUUGGCCAAGCUGAGGUGGUGCCAGGCAGGGGCAGCUCUUCCUGCCCUUUGGCCAGACCCUGGACUGGCAGCCGCUGGAUACCUUCUUGUUGCUCCAUUUCCUGGAAGGUGGGCUCUGUGCAGAUUUGGAGACACUGUCAGCUCUCACCAAAUUUAAAGACCUCUUCCUGCUUCACAACUCUCAGAUGCUCUAGGCUUCUCCUGCUCAGUUCCUGUCUUGGCCUGUGAAUGUGCCUCCUUCAUCCCUGCUGAGGGGCUCCCUUGAGCUCCAGUGAAUGGUCCAGCCUUUCCCAGUUGAAGUUUUCAGCUCUACUUUCCUUGGCAGCAGCCUGUGAACUACUCAAGAGUCCCCUUGGGUUUUGAAUUUUCAAUGGUUUUGCCAUUAAUAAGUGUAUGUUCCUCAGCAAGUAAUCUAACCUCGGAACUAUGGCUUACUCAUCUGUAAAGUGGGGAUAAUAAUACCUACCUCAGGGUUGCUGCAAGGAUUAAAUGAGAGAACGUGUAAACAAUAAAGCACUCUCUAUACCAGUAGAGGUUGUUAUUGUAAAAAUUGGCCUCUUCUGCCAUAAUCAUAUAGCUUAACCAUCUGGUAAGCAUGACACGUGAAGUCACUUUAAGCCUCAUUUGGUGGGAGGAGAGUCAUUGCCUCACACAGACAUCCUGUCCUGGGGCAUCUCUGGUGAGAUCUUGGCUGCCAGUGUCUAGGUUUGGGGAGGCAGGGGCUGUCAUUUUCAUAACCUUCAGAUGUCUUGGCGACCUUAUUGGUCUUUCUAUGUGGGAAUGGC